Molecule: messenger RNA, 1489 nt
Organism: Trichobilharzia szidati
Lineage: Eukaryota; Metazoa; Platyhelminthes; Trematoda; Strigeidida; Schistosomatidae
Source: the annotation of a GenBank genome assembly
CAGAAGCGAGCGUAAUUUGAAUGUAUUGUUACGUGGUGAUCGGAACACCUUAGAGGACAUAACAGGAGAGUUCGGAAGCUAAGAAGGAACUCUAUCGCUGUGGAGUAUUCAUUGUCAUCAACUCCUGGAACCGAAACCCAUAAGAAUUGGUAUCAGUACGCCUUCAGUUGAAUCAUUGAAGAAGGGUUUGGACAAGCCCAGAAAUUUACUAAUAAAAGGAUUAACAUAGGCUUCAGACCUAUUCUCGAUCGAAAAUUCCGAAUCCGAAUCUGAAUAUAUGAAAGCUGGUGUUUUGCCAUAUAUUAUUAUAACUGGAUAAAUUUCAUCGGAGAAUCGAAUUAUUCAACAAAUGCCUGAUCAAUGCUGUCUACAAUGGGUUGAAGUAAACACCCCGACUGAUGGUCCUACCCUACAAAAUCAUGCUGGCGCUAUUUGUCAAGAUGUUCUAUACAUUCACGGUGGUGUAACUUCGAAUAAUGCACUGUGUAAAAAACCAAGCAGUUGUCUUUAUAAAAUCCAGUUAUAUCCUGAAGUUGGCAGUUGGUUAGACAUUACCACGGCAGAUUCACCUCAGCUUAGUCAACACACAUGUUUAACUUUCAAGGAUCGGUAUUUAAUAUUUAUUGGUGGAUGGAAUGGACGUAUCCGAAUCCCUGGUGUACAUACAUUUGACACACUGUCGAACAGUUGGUUACCACCUGCUCUGAAUGAACCUUUACUGACUGGAUUUCCUCAAGGGGCUGGUUUAUCCGCCCACUCAGCACAAGUGAUCCGUUCAUCAGUGGAUAAAAAUGAAUUUUCAGCAAUUAUUAUUGGCCGAGAAGGUUCAUUAAGAAUACAAAGGAAAGCUGGUAAUAUUUAUUUACUUUAUGGUUACCUGUUAGAUGAAGACCUGCCUACAAGACGAAUGAAAUUUGUCUACUGCGAAGCAGAUUCAAGUUUAACUGCCUCAUCAAGAAGUUAUCAUACAUCUACAGCUAUCUCACCGACUACCCUUGUGACUAUUGGUGGUUGUAAAUCAAAUUCAAUCGAUAUAUUAAAAUGGAAAGUGGAAAAAGGCCGAAAAAAGGACCACCUCUUCUCCUUAAAUUGGCCUGGUUCGCUUGAUUAUCCUUUAACCUUGUGUACAAUUGUGACAGAAUUUAUUCAAGAUAUUGAAAAGCAAAACGUUAAACUAACUCCACUUGCGCCAUCUAAUCAAAAUGGAUGGCGUGGUCAUUGUAUAGUCCCGGGUGUCGGUGGUCUGUUCAUCGGUACAGGCGAGGGUUAUAAUGCUUUGAAAAAUGAACCGUUAAAUUCAGCCUACCUAUUAAAAUAUGGCGAAAAUGGUAGUAAACCGAUCAUUUAUGAAAUCGGUACAAUCAAUGAGUCAAGAGCAUAUGCUGUUUGUGAUGUAUGCCGUAGCGAUGGUACAGCCUGGUUACACGGUGGUCUUGGCCCACAAGGCAGAACAAUGAAUACACUGAUGAAAUUGAUAAGGAUGAACUAA